Ceraceosorus bombacis is the source of this 2877-nucleotide messenger RNA. Lineage: Eukaryota; Fungi; Basidiomycota; Exobasidiomycetes; Ceraceosorales; Ceraceosoraceae. The record is from the annotation of a GenBank genome assembly.
AUGCCUCUCGAAGGCGGAAUGUCGCCAAGCCCCGCUCAUGAUGCGGAAGCUGACAAGCAAGAGUGUGAGUGCAGCGAUGAGGCUUGGUGCUUAGUAUAGCUGCUUACUCUACUCUUUCGACGGAAAGCGGCGAGUGCAUUCGCAACCUCCACGCAGCGGGAUGCCGUUUCGACCGCUUCGGGUGCUGCAUCACCUGCACAUCCCUCUUCGAGACCAUCUCUGGCUCGAGAACAGGGGUCAGGUACAGAUACCCACGGCGAAGCGUACCGCUCAUUCGUAGAUGAUCGACAAUCGAUGAUCGAGCUCAUACAGCAGCAGACGCACUUGCAUUCCUUGGUGCAUCAGCGAGAGCUCUUGAAGCGUGCAGCUAAGCGUCGUACCCUCACUUCGCUGGAGCAGCAUACUCUGACAGAUAUCAGCCGGACCUUGUAUCAUAUGCACGACGUUCAAACAGCCUUGGAUCAGACUGCUUCUGGCAGCGCCCCGCGAGGACUCGGAUUGCAUGUCGACUCCUCGGGCAGCCGCGAGGUAAGGCCCAGCCAAAUUCCACUUGACGCGAAUCAGCUUAGAGUGGUACAAGCUAUGCUUGGAGGCCUGGGGCUACAGCAAGUGUUCCCUUCGUCCGAACCACCUGCGCAGUCCACACCAAAGCAGUUCGGUGAGUGUGGCGCGAGGAACACGGUGUGUGCGGGAGCUGAGCCGCUCGAAAGUCCGAUAGGCUGACAAAGGUGCCUCACGAUAGAUGACGCACUUGACAGCAACGCAUCAGACACUUCGAACGAGCAGGUCAGAUCCAAGACUCCUUCGGACGCGCAGCGAAGGCUGAAGAAGGCGAAAAAAGCCAAGUAUAAAGCACGAAAGAAGGAGCGCAAGAAAGCAUCGAAGGACCGCCCGGAUCCGGUCGUCGACCCAAUCGUCACGUCAUCCCCUCUACGUGAUGACGAGCGUCCGCAAGCAGCAAUCAAAGAGGACGAAGAGCUCUCCUCGACAAUUGCGUCGGAAAGCUGCGUACCACCAAGAGCGCAUCCGCAGUUGGUGCAUAGUUCAUCCGAUGUCGACAAGAAUCCAGCCCAAGUUUCGUCUCCUGCAGUGCGAUUCUACAGCCCCAAGAGCGGUCUUCGAGGAGCUUGGAGCGCCCCAGCCUCACCUGCGCUUUCCGCCGCAGACUCGUUUGUCGCGUCGGACGCUGACAUAUGCGAAGUCCUGAUGCACGCAAACUCUCCACGCCUGCGUAAGAGAGGCAUUUCAGAAUCUCUUGCUCGUCUUGAACAAGCGCCCUCGAGUUCGACGAGAACUCAAGCAUUGCGCACCGAUAUACUUGCCCGUCACAAGCGCGAGGCCUCAGCUUUUGCAGGCCUCGAACCAACCAGUAUACUGAGCAUCUCGUCUUCCGUAAGUAGCCCGCAGGUGUUGCAGAGGUCAAUUGGAGGAAUAGCGGCUCAGCCUUACGCAUCGGUGGGACCUCCUCUACGUGCCCAGGCGAAGGUUGCCCUCAAGGCGACUCAAGCACCGAGCAGCAGCGACAGUAGCGAGUCGCGCGCCACCCUGCAUCAUCAAAAUUCCAACGUCCACGAAAAGCCCGACGGCCGAUCGUAUUCUGGAGCCCAGCAAUCCAUCAAUGCAGCCGGCCAUGACGCUCAAGAUCACGGAAGCCUCACGGGCGGUCAAGGCUCCAGAACGCAACACUCUGACAGCCCGGAAGUAAGCGAAGACAGCGACUCACGUUUCGCGCAGCUGAACACGGUAAUUGUGCAAGAUCGUAAGAAGUCAAACGGCCUGUCGGCCUCCCGCAUGCCAGCUCGCGGUAGCAAGCGACAGGGUCUUACGCCAUUAGCAGUAGACGGAGGUUCAGACUCGGACAGCUCAGAGUAUGCAGCGAGCCUGCCACUGCCAGAAUUGAUCUACGGCGAAGCAGCUCUGCCCGCCAUGCCAACGAUGGAUGAAUGGCCGAAGAGCCUUCGCGAGCAGGGCUACGAGCCUAUCUAUCAGCCCUACAUGCACAUAGCAGAUCAGAUGGACGUUAGACGUUGCGCUGAAGCAAGCCGAGACGGCGCGGCGCAGGUUUUCAAGGCAGGUUCGAACAUGGUCACUUGCUAUUGCCGCGCCCUCGCCGCUUCCCUCCUAUUCGUGGUCAAGAAUGACCUCGGAGAUAUGCAGCUCGUCGGCUGCAAGAAGAGCGGUAACGGCGGUGGAAGUGGUGACGAGGAUGACAGUGCCUCCCUGGGUGGGCACUUCUCGGGAUCUGAGCUCUCAGAAAGUAGUUCCCUGUCCGACCAGGAUCUUUUCGACUCUCGGGCAGAAAUACCGCGCGCCGAUAGCGAGUCUACUCUAGCCCACACAACCCCUAGCAAUAGUCCAACAGUUGUCCGUUCCAAAGGCGCGAAACAAAUCCUUGAACAAUACCUUCAGAAGAGACGCCGGGAUGGGUCCCAAAGUGUCAGCUCUCAGCCAGAUUUCCCUCAGAAAGGUACGAGCGGAGCAACAAGCAUCGUCACCGCUGAGCCAACAGCAGCGAUGAUGAGAGUGAGCGGCAGAAUGGCUAGUCUUGAUUUGAGCGGCACCGCAAGAAGUCGUUUGCAGCCUACGGCGGGUGAGGGCCUUUCCAAGCAUGCUCCGCUCGCGGGAGCGAAUCGAGCUGCGAGAGUGUCUGCUGGCCAACGUCGCCUGAUCAUCCGAAGCAAUCGCCCAUCACGAUGCUCAACAAGUCAUGCUGCCCACAGCACGGCUGAAGUACAGCACCGCGUGGCGGAGGUCGCCCCGUUGCGGCUGCACUCCGGACCCGAGCAUGGGGGCUUGUGAGUGACAAUGAGUGGUGUCUGGUCCGACGAAUGCUGAAAUCCCUUUCGUUGCCAGACCCCGACCCAAAGUAGCUCGUAA